Messenger RNA from Lycium ferocissimum, 1883 nucleotides. Its product is annotated as putative glucose-6-phosphate 1-epimerase. Gene Ontology annotation, molecular function: isomerase activity; carbohydrate binding. The transcript has 8 exons. Bases 42 to 992 code for a protein of 316 amino acids. Lineage: Eukaryota; Viridiplantae; Streptophyta; Magnoliopsida; Solanales; Solanaceae. Gene Ontology annotation, biological process: carbohydrate metabolic process. The record is from RefSeq and is a predicted model, not a curated record.
UAGAAGGGGUAUAUUGUAUUGAUCGAGAGGGGUUGGGUGGUAUGAUGAUGACGUCAUCUGCUAGUGAGAAACCAUUAGUGGAAUUGACGAAAGGCAUCAAUGGCCUUGAUAAGGUUGUUCUCCGGGAGAUUCGUGGCGCUUCUGCCGAGGUGUAUCUCUAUGGCGGUCAGGUGACGUCUUGGAAGAAUGAUCACAGAGAGGAAUUGCUCUUUGUUAGUAGUAAGGCCAUUUUUAAGCCUCCAAAAGCAAUUCGUGGAGGUAUUCCUAUAUGUUUCCCACAGUUCGCAAAUCGUGGCUCUCUUGAGGCGCAUGGAUUUGCCCGAAACAGGUUCUGGAGCAUUGACAAAGAUCCGCCUCCAUUUCCAGCAGCUACUUCUUCAAGGGCUUUUGUUGACUUGAUCUUGAAACCCUCUGAGGAGGACUUGAAGAUCUGGCCUCACAGUUUUGAGUUCCGGCUGCGGGUCGCUUUGAGUCCUGCUGGAGAUUUGAUGUUGACGUCUCGUAUUAGAAACACCAACACUGAUGGAAAGCCUUUCACAUUUACAUUUGCGUAUCACACCUACUUUUCUGUUUCAGAUAUCAGUGAAGUCCGUGUUGAGGGCCUUGAGACACUUGAUUAUCUUGAGAAUAAGGAGAGAUUCACUGAGCAAGGUGAUGCAAUUACUUUUGAGUCUGAAGUGGAUAAAAUAUAUCUCAGUACCCCCACAAAAAUUGCGAUCCUGGAUCAUGAAAAGAAACGAACAUUUGUUAUUCGUAAAGAUGGGUUGCCGGAUGCAGUUGUGUGGAACCCUUGGGACAAGAAGGCAAAGGCCAUGGCUGAUUUUGGAGAUGAAGAGUACAAGCACAUGUUGUGUGUUGAGGCUGCUGCAGUGGAAAAAUCUAUCACUUUGAAACCUGGUGAAGAGUGGAAAGGAAGACAGGAACUUUCUGCUGUUCCUUCAAGUUAUUGCAGUGGCCAGCUUGACCCAAAGAAAGUUCUCCUUGGCAGCUGAGAAAAGCUUUUUGAUGGUUUAUAUCGUGUACAGGUAUGUUGCUGAUUCAAUAUGUAGUCUUUAGUGCUCAGCUAUUCAACAACUACAGGGUAUCUUCUGAAGUAAAAUACAUAAUCAGUAAAAACUUAUAAAAAGCCUUUUCAACAGUUCAAAGUAUGAAAACAGAUUAUGGACCUUUUCCUUUGGUUUGUGUUUGGGUGUGGAGGGGAGUGGGUUAGCUGAUUUUGAGGGUCUCAGUAUAAAGUUUUUUGGGUGAGGAAACUUAUAUCGAAAGAGCAACACAACUGUGUAGACACGUCUUUGUUGAUGAGUGAUGUGUUCUUAACAGAUAGGUGAAAGGGAAACAAUGUGCAGAAUAGUAUUCCUUUUGAUGAUCUCUGUCAAUAUCUUGUAAAUUGCCUGUAAACCGCGGUCAAUGGCUUCCCAUUCACCUUUAUCAUAACUGUUCAUAUUGUUUUGAGGUUGACAGUAAUAGAUAGAUAUUUUCACAGCGUCAUUUCCAAUUAACAAGUUGUAUCAUUACCUCAAGUUUCUCUGGUGGUUCUAGAUUGAGCAAGCUGUAAUAUUUUUCCAGUUCCAGUUGUUUAUAGUUUAAUUUAUCCUUCAGUAUCUUCCUACUUUUGAUGAUCUGUGUCAAUAUCUUGUAAACUGCCUGUAAGUUCUGCUAUAUUGUUAAUCUGUCUGUAAACCGUGGUAAAUAGCUUCUCAUUCACCUUUAUCGUAACUGUUCAUUUUCUUUUGAGGUUGACAGUAAUUGAGAGAUACUUUCACAGCAUCAUUCCCAAUUACAAGUUGUAUCAUUACUUCAAAGUUUCUCUGGUGGUUCUAGAUUGAGCAAGCUGUAGUAUUUUUCCAGUUUCAGUUGUUUAUAUUUAAUUUUAUUCUUCAGUA